AUUUUCACAUUUGUCACAGGUAAAUUGCAGGUAAACAGAACAUUUUAAUUUCAGUGUCAUUUAUGGAUUAUAAUGAACUAAUAACUUGAUAAAAACAUCAAUGAAGUAUCCCUACGUUAUGAGGACAUACAUUGAACGGUAGAAAAACAUAGAUAGGGACUAAAUUCAUAAAAUAGAAAUGCAGAAGAAGAAAGUGUAUAUUUUUGUGACAAUGAUCAUCAGUUUUGUGGCUGUCGGUCUCAUAUCAGCUGCCUUGGCAACAGAAUACUGGAUUGUUGCUUGGCCAGAGAGAGAUGUUAAUCAAACAACAAAGGAUCUAGCCAGGAAUAUUUCAGGCGAUGGAACUAAAUUCAAUGGCAAUGUACAUUUAGGUCUCUUUACGGGCCAAAAGAGAAUUGAUUACGGAUUCGGAGAACGGACCUCUGAUGUCCAAGUCCUCGAUGCCAUCAAAGACCAUGGUCUGAUGAACUUUGGCCUUUGGGUAUGCUGUAUCAUAUUUAGCUGUCUUGGGAUUGUGUGGGGGUUGAUCGGAGCUGGGUUUGCCAUAUUUAAUGUAUCUACACGUCCCAUAGAGACAAUCACAGGCCCCCAGGGAAUCUACUUAUGGAACCUUCUAGCAGGCUUGUUCACCAUGCUGUGCAUAGGGAUGUUCGUCGCCUUGUAUUUUCUCAAUCUACAGAAAAACGUAUUGAAUCCAAGAGAGAGGAAUUUACUAUGGACUUCAGAAAAUCGAGCGACAUUUGGUUACAGCUUUUAUCUAGUAGUGGGCGCCACUGUAUGCUAUAUUUUGAAUAUACUCCUGAUGGCUGCGUCAGGCUACAAACCGCGUCCUAAGGACAGUAAAAUUACAAUGGAUGCCAUGGACGGAGUUAUGAUGUAUUAAAAUUAAUAACACUACAUGCAUAAAAUGUUGAGUCAUCAUAUUUUCCUCGUGUAUAGGCUUUAAUAAGAGGAAAAUGAAGUAAAUAUGCAUAAAAUUAAUUACUCCAGGUUAUGUAAGAAAUAAGGAUGCAAAAAAUUGUGCCGUCAAUUUUAGAAGAUGUCUAUUAAUGGUGCCGAACAACAAAGUUGCAAUAUUGGAUAAAGGUUGGACAAACAUAUGAUUUUUUAGCUCACAUGGUGAGCUAUUGCAAUCACU
This is a messenger RNA of Owenia fusiformis, 1138 nucleotides long. The record is from the annotation of a GenBank genome assembly. Lineage: Eukaryota; Metazoa; Annelida; Polychaeta; Sabellida; Oweniidae.